GCGGGAUCCGGGUGGCUGCGGGCUGCAGCGGCGGUGGCAGAGGCUGCGGGGUCGGGGUCGCGGUCGCGGUCGCGGUCGAGGCCGCAGUGAGUUCGGAGGCGGAAACCCCGCGGGCAACGACCCACUCGAGGUGACCCCCUCGGAGGGAGCGCACCUCGCCCCGCACCUCCGCGUCCCAUCAGGGCUCCAGGCCUCCCCCACAGGAGGCUUCCCCCCAGGAUGGCAUCAGCGGGAGACCCCCCCACCAGCCCCCGUGAUGCAGCAGACCAGAACUUCGACUACAUGUUCAAGCUCCUGCUCAUUGGCAACAGCAGCGUGGGCAAGACGUCCUUCCUGUUCCGCUACGCAGACGACUCCUUCACACCCGCCUUCGUCAGCACCGUGGGCAUUGACUUCAAGGUCAAGACCGUCUACCGCCACGACAAGAGGAUCAAGCUGCAGAUCUGGGACACAGCCGGGCAGGAACGCUACCGGACGAUCACCACAGCCUACUACCGGGGAGCCAUGGGCUUCCUGCUCAUGUACGAUGUCGCCAACCAGGAGUCCUUUACCGCCGUGCAGGACUGGGCCACCCAGAUCAAGACCUACUCCUGGGACAAUGCUCAGGUCAUCCUCGUGGGGAACAAGUGUGACCUGGAGGAUGAGCGUGUCGUGCUUGCGGAGGACGGCCAGAGGCUCGCCGAUGACCUUGGUUUCGAGUUCUUCGAGGCCAGUGCCAAGGAGAAUAUCAACGUGAAGCAGGUCUUCGAGCGCCUGGUGGAUGUCAUCUGUGAGAAAAUGAAUGAGUCCCUGGAUCCCAGCUCCAGCCCGGGCAGCAAUGGGAAAGGCCCCGCCUUGGGAGAUGCCCCACCUCCCCAGCCUAGCAGCUGUAGCUGCUAGAGAGGAAAAACAAGCAAAGGGUGAAAUUUGGUCUCCGUGUGGAAGCGCUAAUUCUGCUAACUGGCUUCUUCUCCCCCAUGAUCCCAAAACACUACGGAGAGAGCCCUCGGCCUGCUCACUUCUGCCCUGGAUGUGGCUCUCCUGCGUAAGCGAUUCUUUGAUGACCAUUGGAAAGACGUUGCACUUUUCUCCACACGAAAAAACAAUUAAAGCCAUUGUGCCCAGA
Myotis lucifugus (little brown bat) is the source of this 1105-nucleotide messenger RNA. RefSeq names its product RAB3D, member RAS oncogene family (gene RAB3D). The record is from RefSeq and is a predicted model, not a curated record. The transcript is spliced from 6 exons. Gene Ontology annotation, molecular function: GTP binding; GTPase activity. Gene Ontology annotation, biological process: protein localization to plasma membrane; protein secretion; regulation of exocytosis. Gene Ontology annotation, cellular component: plasma membrane; synaptic vesicle; endosome. Bases 220 to 879 code for a protein of 219 amino acids. NCBI's taxonomy places the organism in Eukaryota, Metazoa, Chordata, Mammalia, Chiroptera, Vespertilionidae.